UUGUGAGCGAGUGAGGGGGAGGACGUGACGCUCCUCUUCUUUCCGAAGUCAUGUGGGACUUUGGACGUAAUUAUCAGUGUAGUUCGGUCAACGAGAGCCAUACAUUCUGAAACUAUUGUAUGAUCUUAUGUUGAGUGUUUCAUAUAGUUUUUCUUGUGAAGUGCUCAUGUUCGCGAUUGUUUACAUUUUGUGACGUGCACGUGUUGUGGUUGUUGUCCUUAGGAAACGGCUUUCAACAUGCGGACUAUUCGUGAGAGCGGCGUAGGGAGCUCAGAAGUUGUCCUGGUCAAAUACAAACGCGCCUCGGCUGACCUGACCAACCACUUCGGGUCCGAUGUGCCCGACCGAGUGGGCGGGCCCAGUCGGGGCGAGGGGGGGUCCGGCGGGUCCUCUCCCCCCACGCCGCUCUAUGUCAUCUACGACGAACCCAACAAUUCCGUUGGGGUGAAGAGGAAUAGCUUCAGAGGUGAGUGCCUGAUCGCGAACCGGCUCUGUUUUCGUUCUCUGCGGACGUUGGGAGAGGAUGUGGGGGCUUGUUAUUUUAUGUGGAUCUGCUGGGUGCCUGGUGGCCCAGGGCGUCGUCAUGCAAGCCCCAUGAGAGGGUGUGGCAGGGAGCUUGGGCGUGUGUGGAAGGUGAAGAUCCCCGGAGGACAUGAUAAAGGCGUGGCGGAGAUGUGUUACGGGCGUAGCAUAGAGGAGAAAGUUGUCUUUUCGGGCGUGUCGGGGUGUGAUCUCGCCUCUUGCCAGGUUACCGGCUAG
Molecule: messenger RNA, 759 nt
Organism: Penaeus vannamei (Pacific white shrimp)
Lineage: Eukaryota; Metazoa; Arthropoda; Malacostraca; Decapoda; Penaeidae
Source: RefSeq, a predicted model, not a curated record